Messenger RNA from Olea europaea var. sylvestris, 876 nucleotides. Its product is annotated as outer envelope pore protein 16-4, chloroplastic. The record is from RefSeq and is a predicted model, not a curated record. NCBI's taxonomy places the organism in Eukaryota, Viridiplantae, Streptophyta, Magnoliopsida, Lamiales, Oleaceae. Gene Ontology annotation, biological process: protein insertion into mitochondrial inner membrane. The coding region runs from base 113 to 505 and encodes 130 amino acids. Gene Ontology annotation, molecular function: transmembrane protein transporter activity. Gene Ontology annotation, cellular component: TIM22 mitochondrial import inner membrane insertion complex. The transcript has 7 exons.
UAGGCAGAAAAACAUUUUAAAAAGCUCAAUUAAUGGCUCCCACUGCAGAAAACUGGAGAGAGGGGGCGAUAGCGCCUCGCAAAAGAAUCGAGGGUUGAAUAAAUUCUCGACAAUGGAAAGAGACUUUUUCGAUGAGGCCCCUUGUUCUUCUAUCGCAGUUGAUUCUAUAAUUCGCAUGGGCACUGCCGGCGUAAUUUGGGGUUCCUGUGUCGGUCCGUUUGAUGCUAACAAAUUGGGUCUCACUGGCAUCGCUCGUGCAUCUUUAGUAGCUAAGUUGGUUGGUCAAUAUGGGCUUCAUUGGGGAUUUUUUGCGGCAAUUUUUUCUUUCACUCACUGUGGAAUUCAAAGAUAUCGCGGAAAAAAAGAUUGGGUUAAUACUUUCACUGCUGGUGUUGCUGCAGGGGCAGCUUUUGGUGCUGGAACCCGAAACUGGAAACAGGUUGCUGGUGUCACUGGUCUUGUUUGUACUUUGUAUCAUUUUGCUGAAAACUCCAGAUCCGUCUAAUGCACUGCAGGACUGAACAAAGAAGCAGAUAGGAAGCUUAUGUGGUGUGGAAUCCAAAAUAUUGAGUCUUGUUUUUCUGGAUGAUCAUGAAGUGGCCCUACAGUCUGCGUUUGAUUAUUAUUAUUAUCAUCAUCAGGGGACUGAAUUAUACAUUAUAUCAGCUGAAUUGUCCAACCAUGGACAUGGACUGAGACUGAGUCCUAUUAUGAAGAAUGAUUUCAUGUAGUUUCAGAUUAUGCAGUUUUAUUCUGAACUCAUUUGAUCAUUUCAUAUGAGAAAUUUUGACAGUUUCUGUCAUUUAAGAGAUUGUGUAACUAUAAUGAGAAUUUGAGGACUGAUUUGCUCAUAUUUAAAGGCUACUGAUUAACUCA